AUGACCAGAAGCUGUACGACAUAUAAAUCCUUCGCAGUUGGCCAGCGAGCCACAGAAAACCGCCUCAAUGAGGCUACCGUCGCUGUCCAAAGCCAAAACCAAAACCAAAACGUCACAACCCACCAGGUCCGCCACGCCGACGAGGGACACACCCUCGUUAAGCACUCCCAGAAGCGGAAGAGGGCAGGACCUGGGAGGCCCUCAGGAACCACGGUGGCUGCCCGAGCCCCAGGGCAGCAGCGGCUCCAGCUCUCGGCUAGUCAGCCGAACGACUUCAUGUUCGGCAUUAGUAUUCCUACCUUUACGACGCCUACCGGAAAGGACACGACCGGAGAGGACAUGACACCUACCGGAAAGGACAAUACCCCUAGUGCUCAAUAA
Molecule: messenger RNA, 381 nt
Organism: Eremomyces bilateralis CBS 781.70
Lineage: Eukaryota; Fungi; Ascomycota; Dothideomycetes; Eremomycetales; Eremomycetaceae
Exons: 1
Coding region: 1-381 (126 amino acids)
Source: RefSeq, a predicted model, not a curated record